Pochonia chlamydosporia 170 is the source of this 1020-nucleotide messenger RNA. Its product is annotated as nucleotide-sugar transporter. NCBI's taxonomy places the organism in Eukaryota, Fungi, Ascomycota, Sordariomycetes, Hypocreales, Clavicipitaceae. Gene Ontology annotation, biological process: pyrimidine nucleotide-sugar transmembrane transport. The transcript is spliced from 2 exons. Gene Ontology annotation, cellular component: Golgi membrane; intracellular membrane-bounded organelle. Gene Ontology annotation, molecular function: pyrimidine nucleotide-sugar transmembrane transporter activity. The record is from RefSeq and is a predicted model, not a curated record. Bases 1 to 1020 code for a protein of 339 amino acids.
AUGGCACUGUAUCGACGUCUCGCUUCCCAGCCAUCCCCACAAGACCGCGGAUACGAAGCGGUUGGCAGCACUGAUGCCGCGAACGACGAUAGUGGCGACAGGCCCAAGCCAGAUGGCGAGGAAGAGUCUGUACUUCGAGGCAUCCGCGUCAUGCUCCUCGCACUACCGGCUAUUUGCGACAUUUGCGGCACUACACUCAUGAAUGCCGGCUUACUUCUAGUCGCCGCAUCCAUCUACCAGAUGACGAGAGGCGCCCUAGUCCUGUUCGUUGGUCUCUUCAGCGUAAUGUUUCUCAGGAGGCGCCUUCACCUAUUCCAGUGGCUGUCCCUCGUGGGCGUCGUUUUGGGUGUCGCCGUUGUUGGCUUAGCUGGCGCUAUCUGGCCCGAUGAGAAACAGGUAUCUCGGAGUAGUAUCAACUCUGUCAUUGACGAGGUUUCGGAGGGGGGGCUUUCAGACGCUGCCAGGGCUAUAAUUGGGGUACUUCUGAUUGCUGGCGCUCAAAUUUUUACAGCAACCCAAUUUGUGUUGGAGGAAUGGAUGCUCGAGAAUUCCACCAUUGCGCCGAUCAAGGUUGUCGGGUGGGAAGGUAUUUUUGGCUUCUCGGUCACGCUUGCAGUCAUGAUUAUCAUGCAUUUGUUGGUUGGGCGUACAGAAGCUGGACGCUAUGGGCCGUUUGAUAUGGUUGAAGGUCUCCGUCAAUUGUGCCAACCAAAGAUUUGGGUCUCAAGUAUUCUUAUUAUGAUAAGUAUUGGCGGCUUUAAUUUCUUUGGCCUGUCAGUUACUCGAAGCGUUAGCGCCACGUCACGAUCAACUAUCGACACCUGUCGAACGUUGUUCAUAUGGAUUGUGUCGCUGGGUCUUGGCUGGGAGUCAUUCAAAUUUCUCCAAAUCGUUGGUUUCGCCCUGCUAGUGUAUUCAACUUUCGUCUUCAACGGGAUCGUACAGCCUCCACUAGAUAGUUUGCGCGUUGAAGGGGAGGUAGAGGAGUUACUUCCCGAGGAACCCAUCGAGCACCAGUAG